Molecule: messenger RNA, 4584 nt
Organism: Saccharomyces eubayanus
Lineage: Eukaryota; Fungi; Ascomycota; Saccharomycetes; Saccharomycetales; Saccharomycetaceae
Gene: HSL1
Product: protein kinase HSL1
Exons: 1
Coding region: 1-4584 (1527 amino acids)
Biological process (GO): protein phosphorylation; intracellular signal transduction
Cellular component (GO): cytoplasm
Molecular function (GO): ATP binding; protein serine/threonine kinase activity
Source: RefSeq, a predicted model, not a curated record
AUGACUGGCCAUGUAUCCAAGUCCAACCAAAAGCCCAAAAGCCGCCCGUCGUCAUUGGCAAGGAAGGCUGCUAAAAGGGCUAUGGCCAAAGUAAACUCAAAUCCGAAAAGGUCAUCUGCUCAUUUAGAACGUGUGGUGCAAUCUGUAAACGAUGCUACCAAAAGAUUGUCUCAGCCAGAAUCAACCGUCAGCGUCACUACAAAAUCAUCAAAAAGGAAAUCAAGAGAUACAGUGGGUCCCUGGAAGCUGGGCAAAACUCUAGGUAAGGGAUCCUCUGGUAGAGUACGCUUAGCUAAAAAUAUGGAAACAGGACAAUUGGCUGCUAUUAAGAUUGUUCCAAAGAAAAAAUCCGUUGUUCAUCGCUCGAAUAAUGGAACCGUUCCUAACUCCUAUUCGUCGUCGAUGGUCACCUCCAAUGUAUCUUCUCCGUCAAUAGUGUCCAAGGAACAUAGCAACCACUCUCAAACCAAUCCAUAUGGUAUAGAACGUGAAAUUGUCAUCAUGAAGCUGAUCUCUCAUGCCAACGUGAUGGCGUUGUUCGAGGUCUGGGAGAACAAAUCAGAACUAUACUUGGUACUAGAAUACGUUGAUGGUGGUGAAUUAUUCGAUUAUUUAGUCUCAAGGGGAAAACUACCUGAAAGGGAAGCAAUCCAUUACUUUAAGCAAAUAGUCGAAGGUGUUUCCUAUUGUCACUCCUUCAAUAUAUGCCACCGUGACCUAAAGCCUGAAAAUCUGUUGUUAGAUAAAAAAAAUAGAAAGAUCAAAAUUGCAGAUUUUGGUAUGGCAGCUUUAGAACUUCCAAACAAACUUUUAAAGACUUCAUGUGGUUCUCCACAUUACGCCUCUCCUGAAAUUGUCAUGGGUAGGCCGUACCAUGGUGGUCCAAGCGACGUCUGGUCCUGCGGUAUCGUUCUAUUUGCAUUGUUGACUGGGCAUCUACCCUUCAACGAUGACAACAUCAAAAAGCUAUUACUAAAAGUCCAAUCAGGUAAAUAUCAAAUGCCCAUGAAUUUAUCUGCUGAAGCUCGUAAUUUAAUAUCCAAAAUUUUGGUGAUUGACCCAGAAAAAAGGAUAACCACUCAGGAAAUACUAGAACAUCCUCUUAUUAAGAAAUAUGAUAAUUUGCCCGCUAAUAAAAUGCUUAGAAAAAUGAAAGGGGACAACAUGACGAGAGGAAAAUCCAAUUCAGACUUACACUUAUUGGACAACGUUUCGCCCUCCAUUGUAACUUUACACACAAAAAACGAAAUCGAUGAAUCCAUUUUAAGGAGUUUGCAAAUUCUUUGGCAUGGAGUUUCACGUGAAUUAAUUACUGCCAAAUUACUUCAAAAGCCAAUGUCAGAGGAAAAGCUAUUCUAUUCACUGCUGUUGCAGUAUAAGCAGCGUCACUCGAUUUCAUUGUCUCUGGAAAGCGAAAACAAGAAGGCCGCGAAAGAAACUAGUAUAAAUGAAUCGAAAAUAGAGAGCUCUUUGGAGCUUCCAAAUUCUGCAAACUCAAGAAGCGAUAUUGACGUGAAAACUUUACAUUCUUCUGAAGCUCGCUCGAAAAAUACACCAGAAUUCAAUCAUCAUGAGGAAACCAGUACUAACGCUGGCACAGAAAUGAACGCUCCAGUGCUUGCGCAAAAAUCUCAGUUUAGUAUCAAUACCCUCAGCCAACCAGGAAGUGACAAAUAUGAAGCAGAAGUCCCAACUCUACCACCUGCUAUACCUAUAUUUAGCGCCUCCUCAUCAAGAGUUUUCCGCAACUCUUUCUCUACUAUCUCUUCACGUUCGAGGAAAUCGCUACGCCUAUCGAGUUCCAAACUGUCAUUAUCAGCUUCAACUUCUAGAGAAACUAUGCACGAAAACACAAUGCCUCUACCCCAAUUGCCAAAAUCGCCUUCAAGAUAUUCACUCUCAAAGAAGGCAAUUCACGCGUCCCCAUCAAAUAAGUCCUUACUUAAGUCACUCUCAAGGAACCAUAUAACCCCAAACACCACUGUAAGAAGAACCUUGCAAAAUUCGGCGUCAAAGAGAUCAUUGUACUCAUUACAGUCGAUUUCGAAACGUUCCUUGAACUUGAACGAUAUACUGGUGUUCGACGAACCCCUUCCUAGCAAGAUACCGGAAACUGGACAUACGAAUAAAUCUGAACCGCAUUCUUUGGAAUCGGACUCGGACUUCGAAAUCUUAUGUGAUCAAAUAUUGUUUGGGAAUGCUUUAGAUAAGAUUCUUGAAGAGGAAGAGGAUAACGAAAAACAGAAAGAUCUUCCAAAACCGUGGAGUGAAAAUACAAAAAUUUCAACAGGUAUUACUAUGGACGUUGAGGUUUCUAUGAAUAAAGAGAAUGAAGGGCCAGAAAAAAGUUCAACCAAGAUUGAAAAAGACUUAUCCAAUAUUCUACAUAACCAGUUGGAAGAGAAUUCAAAGAUUUCAUCAUUUUCUGUGUUUAAGGAAGAAAGUGCUCCGUCUAAUUCAGUUUUCAUGGAAAGUAAAAAAUCAGAAAGAGCAGUCCUUUCAGAUAUCACGAGCUCGUUCAAUAAAGCUAACAAUGACUUUUUCAAAAGUGAAAAGUUAACAAUGGAAAAACAGAACCAUAAGGCCCAGCCUCGGAAAAAGAAUGAACUAUUUUCACCACCGAAAUCUACUCAAACCCAAGGACAGCGUGUAAAGUCUUUACCUGGUGUCAAAGGUAAACCUUCUUUAUCUCUAGACCCUCGUCGUAACAUUUCUCAGCCGGUGAAUUCGAAAGUCGAAUCGUUAUUGCAGGGACUGAAACCUAAAAGAGGUCCGCCUUCCCAUUGGUCCCACCAGAGCGGGUCCUUGUUUGGGGAUGGACCCAACGCGGAUGAAUACUCGAAUAAAACGUUAGAUAACACAUUCGAAAGUUCAAGUGUUCCUUCAACCACGGUAGCAACAGAUUCAACAGAUCCUAGUGUUCUAGCAGAAUCUAGUACGAUCCACAAGCCAAUGUUGUCAUUACCUUCAACUCUUUUAAACACCUCUAUGACGUUUAAAAAUCUUAGCCAAAUGCUUGCUGAUGAAGACAAUGACAAGCACCUAAGCAUACCUCAAAAUCAAUCUAGGAGUGUAGCGAUAUCGUAUCCUUUGCGAAAACAGUCCACUAAGAUAUCUUUGACACCAAGAUCUAAUUUAAACACUAAUUUAUCGAUCAAACGUAAUCAAAGCUCACCUGGAUCGUAUUUGAGCAAUGACCUAGAUGAAAUCUCAGAUAUGACGUUUGCGAUGGAAAUACCGACAAAUACUUUCACCGCGCACGCAAUUCAAGUAAUAAAUAGUGGCUCGAGCAAUAAUACGACUGGUGCAUCACCCAAAAUAUCUUCUUUUACAAAAGAUAAAAAAGGUGAACUAGCUGGUUACGUGCCAAAAGGAGACAGAGCGGUUAAUAGCAAAACUAAUAAUAUUCUAGAUUACAAUGCACCAGGUACACACAAUGAAGGGGCCAUUAACAUUUUUGAGGAUGCUCCCUCCGAUGAGGGGUCAUUGAAUACAUCUUCUUCAGAGAGCGAUUCACAAGGAAGUGUACAUAGAAAGGCCGUAUCUAUCGAUACAUUGGCAACUACAAACGUUCUUACACCAGCAACAAAUGUUAGAGUAAGCCUUUAUUGGAACAAUAAUAAUGCAGGCAUUCCUCGAGAGACCACUGAAGAAAUACUUUCCAAAAUUCAACUAUCGCCAGAAAAGCCACCAAAUCCACAUGUGCAAAAGAGAUUCUCUUCCGCACGUGGUAGUCGUGAUAGUGAUGCGUUAGGCAUUUCCCAAAGUUUGCAGUCAAUGUUCAAGGAUUUGGAGGAAGAUCAAGAUGAACAUACGUCUCAGGCUGAUAUGCUUGCAUCAAGUUUAAACUACCAAAAUUCAAAGCUUUCUGAGGAGAACACUAACCCAAAGCAAAGAGUGACAAUGUUAUUUGAUGAAGAUGAGGAAGAAUCCAAGAGAAUAGGUUCAGAGAAAAUAAAAGAGGAACCCACUAACCUCGCUAGCAAAAUAGACGAGGAACCUGCACACGUUUCUUUAUCGCAUGAUACUAAUAAAGAAGGGCAUGUUGACGCCACAGAAAAUAACCAUUUAAAGGUUCCAAAACCCUUGCCUACUAAAUCUGCUAAAGAGCCUGCUUUGAGAUCGGGUUCCGCUGCAAAUACUAAAGGUCUAGAAAAUACUUCUAAAAGUGCCAAUAAAUCUGCAGUUGAAGAAGCGCCCGCUAAUGAUAAAAAAAAUUGGUUCGUCAAGCUAUUACAUAAUUUCUCAUCUCAUAAUAGUGGAACAAAGAUAUCCAAAAAUCACGUAACUAAAAUUUCAUUUGACGAUGCGCACAUACUGACAUUGAAUGAAUUCAACAAGAAUAGUAUCGAUUAUCAGCUGAAAAACUUGGAUCACAAAUUUGGCAAAAAAGGUGUGGAAUACGAUUGUAAAUUUGUAAAAGGGAACUUUAAAUUUAAAAUCAAAAUCAGCACUCUGCCCAAUGCUUCAACGAUCAUCACUGUAAAGAGGAGAAGCAAGAAUUCAAACACUACUUCCGAUAGAGCUUUUGAAAAGUUUAAUAAUGAUGUGGAAAGAGUAAUUAGAAAUGCUGGACGUGUAUGA